Messenger RNA from Carlito syrichta (Philippine tarsier), 4136 nucleotides. RefSeq names its product cartilage intermediate layer protein (gene CILP). The record is from RefSeq and is a predicted model, not a curated record. The transcript has 9 exons. Lineage: Eukaryota; Metazoa; Chordata; Mammalia; Primates; Tarsiidae. The coding region runs from base 140 to 3694 and encodes 1184 amino acids.
AGACUUGGACCCCCAGCGAGAAGCCUGCUCAGACCGUCACAGGAUCUGAGAAACAUCCCAGGAGCCCACAUUCCUGAGACAGUUACUCUGUGAAGCCCCCUCACCCACCUGCCACGUGCCAACAGGACCUGGGGAAAGGAUGGUGGGGACCAAGGCCUGGGUGUUCCCCUUCCUGGUCCUGGAAGCCACAUCUGUGCUGGGGAGGCAAAUGAUGCUCACCCAGGCAGUCAGAAGAGUCCAGCCUGGGAGGAAGACACCCGGUGUCUUUGCCAAGCCUGCUGAGCCCCUGGAGAGCCCUGGGGAAUGGACAACAUGGUUCAACAUCGACCACCCAGGCGGGAAAGGCGACUAUGAGCGACUGGAUGCCAUUCGCUUCUACUACGGGGAUCGGGUGUGUGCCCGGCCCCUGAGGCUGGAGGCUCGGACUACUGACUGGACACCUGCAGGCAGCACUGGCCAAGUGGUCCAUGGUAGUACUCGUGAGGGCUUCUGGUGCCUCAACAGGGAGCAGCAGCCCGGCCAGAACUGCUCCAAUUACACUGUGCGCUUCCUUUGCCCUCCAGGGUCCCUGCGCCAAGACACAGGACACAUCUGGAGUCCGUGGUCUCCCUGGAGCAAGUGCUCAGCUGCCUGCGGCCACACGGGGGUCCAGACCCGCACACGCACCUGCCUGGCAGAGACGGUGUCACUGUGCACAGAGGCUACUGAGGAGGGCCAGCUCUGCUUGGGCCAGACCUGUGCAGCCUGUGACCUGACCUGCCCCAUGGGCCAAGUGAAUGCUGACUGUGACUCCUGCAUGUGUCAGGACUUCCUGCUUCACGGGGUGGUCACCCUCCCUGGAGGUGGCCCAGCCUCGGGGGCCACUGUCUACCUGCUGACCAAGACGCCCAAGCUGCUGACCCAGACAGACAGGGGUGGCAGAUUCCGAAUCCCUGGCUUGUGCCCUGAUGGCAAAAGCAUCCUGAAGAUCACCAAGACCAAGUUUGCCCCCAUUGUACUCACAAUGCCCAAGACUAGCCUGAAGGCAGCCACUGUCAAUGCAGAGUUCACAAGGGCAGAAACUCCAUAUAUUGUGAUGAACCCUGAGACAAAGGCACGGAGAGCAGGGGAGAGUGUGUCCCUGUGCUGCAAGGCCACAGGGAAGCCCAGUCCAGACAAAUACUUUUGGUAUCACAAUGACUCAUUGCUGGACCCCUCGCUCUACAAGCACGAGAGCAAGUUGGUGCUGAGGAACCUGCAGCGGGACCAAGCUGGGGAAUACUUCUGCAAGGCACAGAGUGAUGCUGGGGCUGUGAAGUCUCAGACUGCCCAGCUGAUUGUCACAGCACCUGAUGAGACUCCUUGCAACCCAACCCCUGAGAGCUUCCUUAUCCGAUUGCCCCACGACUGCUUCCAGAAUGCCACCAACUCCUUCUACUAUGAUGUGGGCCACUGCCCUGUCAAGACCUGUGCAGGGCAACAAGAUAAAGGGAUCCGGUGCCGGGAUGCUGUGGAAAACUGCUGCGGCAUCUCCAAAACAGAGGAGCAGGAGAUCCAGUGCAGUGGCUACACGCUGCCCACCAAGGUGGCCACGGAGUGCAGCUGCCAGCGCUGCACGGAAACCCGGAGCAUCGUGCGGGGCCGUGUCAGUUCCGCUGACAAUGGAGAACCCCUGCGCUUUGGUCAUGUGUACAUGGGGGGCAGCCGAGUGAGCAUGACUGGCUACAAGGGCACGUUCACCCUCCACAUCCCCCACGACACGGAGAGGCUGGUGCUCACUUUUGUGGACAGGCUGCAGAAGUUUGUCAAUACCACCAAAGUGCUGCCCUUCAACAAGAAGGGGAGUGCCAUAUUCCAUGAAGUCAAGAUGCUACGACGUAAGGAGCCCAUCACUCUGGAGGCCAUGGAGACCAACGUUAUCCCCCUGGGGGAAGUGGCUGGCGAAGACCCUAUGGCUGAACUGGAAAUCCCAUCCAAGAGCUUCUACAGGCAGAAUGGGGAGCCCUACACAGGAAAAGUGAAAGCCAGUGUGACCUUCCUGGAUCCCCGGAAUAUUUCUACAGCCACGGCUGCCCAGAGCGACUUAAACUUCAUCAAUGAUGAGGGGGACACCUUCCCCCUUCGGACAUAUGGCAUGUUCUCUGUGGACUUCACAGAUGAGGUCACCUCAGAGCCACUAAAUGCUGGCAAGGUGAAAGUCCACCUUGACUCCACCCAGGUCAAGAUGCCAGAGCAUGUGCCCACAAUGAAGCUCUGGUCACUCAACCCAGACACAGGGCUGUGGGAGGAGGAGGGUGAUUUCAAAUUUGAAAGCCAAAGGAGGAACAAAAGAGAAGAGAGAACAUUUCUGGUGGGCAACAUGGAGAUCCGUGAGAGGAGGCUCUUCAACCUGGAUGUCCCUGAAAGCAGGAGGUGCUUUAUCAAGGUGAGAGCCUACCGGAGCGAGAGGUUCUUGCCCAGUGAGCAGAUCCAGGGGGUUGUGGUCUCUGUGAUCAACCUGGAGCCCAGAACUGGCUUCUCCUCCAACCCAAGGGCCUGGGGCCGCUUUGACAGUGUCAUUACGGGCCCCAAUGGGGCCUGCGUGCCGGCCUUCUGUGAUGACCAGUCCCCUGAUGCUUACUCUGCCUACGUCUUGGCAAGCCUGGCUGGAGAGGAACUACAAGCGGUAGAGUCUUCUCCUAAAUUCAACCCAAAUGCAAUUGGUGUUCCUCAGCCCUACCUCAACAAGCUUAAGUACCGUCGAACAGAUCAUGAGGAUCCACGGGUUAAGAAGACUGCUUUCCAGAUAAGCAUGGCCAAGCCAAGGCCCAACUCGGCUGAGGAGAGCAACGGACCUGUCUAUGCUUUUGAGAACCUCCGGGCAUGUGAAGAGGCCCCACCUAGUGCGGCCCACUUUCGGUUCUACCAGAUUGAGGGGGAUCGAUAUGACUAUAACACGGUCCUCUUCAAUGAGGAUGACCCCAUGAGCUGGACAGAGGACUACCUGGCAUGGUGGCCUAAGCCAAUGGAGUUCAGGGCCUGCUACAUCAAGGUGCGGAUCAUGGGCCCACAGGAGGUGAAUGUGCGAUCCCGCAACAUGGGAGGCACCCACCGGCAGACAGUGGGAAAGCUGUAUGGAAUCCGGGAUGUAAGGAGCACUCGGGAUAGGGAACAGCCCAACGUCUCAUCCGCCUGUCUAGAGUUCAAGUGCAGUGGGAUGCUCUAUGACCAGGACCGUGUGGACCGCACACUGGUGAAGGUCAUCCCUCAGGGCAGCUGCCGUCGGGCUAGUGUGAACCCCAUGCUGCAUGAGUACCUGGUCAACCACCUGCCCCUGGCAGUCAACAAUGACACCAGUGAAUACACCAUGCUGGCACCCCUGGACCCACUGGGCCACAACUAUGGCAUCUACACUGUCACUGAUCAGGACCCUCGUACAGCCAAAGAGAUCGCUCUGGGCCGGUGCUUUGACGGCACAUCUGACGGCUCCUCCAGGAUCAUGAAGAGUGAUGUGGGAGUUGCCCUUACCUUUAACUGUGUGGAGAGGCAGGUGGGCCGCCAGAGCGCUUUCCAGUACCUCCGAAGCACCCCAGCCCGACCCCCUGCAGCACGUACUGCCCAAGGAAGAGUGCCCCCAAGGAGGCAGCAGCGGGUGAGCAGGGCUGGCCAGCGCAGGAGCGGAGGUGUGGUCUCUCUGAGAUUUCCUGGAGUUGCUCAACAGCCUUUGAGCAACUAAGUCUUGUGGUACUUCACACUCUUUCCCCCCACCUCAUGUGACAGCCAUUGUGAGAUUGAUGCACACACUGUUACUUGGUUAAUUUAAGCACAUCUGUUUUGGUGCAAUUUGCUUGUUUGCUUUUUCAUGCCUUUACUUGCUAUAUUUGUCCCAUGAUACUGAUUGGUAUGUGGCUCUCCUUUAAAAGGAACACAAGAAACUGGCUGCUAGUAAAACUGUAGCUUCAACUGUUCUUCAUUUAGUGCCAUUAAUACAAACAUACUUCCUUUUCUUUUUGCAUGGUUUUGCCCACUUCUAAAAUAAUGAUAAUUUGAUGCUGAAGAUCUAAUAACCGAUAUAAAGCAUAUUUCUUGGUCUUGCUCCACAGGAUGUAAACAAGGCUCUGAUCAUACACACAAAUGAUGGUGAAAUAAAGAAACAAAAUAAACAUUUUUACUUGAAA